Lithohypha guttulata is the source of this 1527-nucleotide messenger RNA. RefSeq lists its product as uncharacterized. The record is from RefSeq and is a predicted model, not a curated record. NCBI's taxonomy places the organism in Eukaryota, Fungi, Ascomycota, Eurotiomycetes, Chaetothyriales, Trichomeriaceae. The transcript has 3 exons. Bases 1 to 1527 code for a protein of 508 amino acids.
AUGUUCGUUACGACUCGAGAUGCAGGCGUUCGUCGUCGGAAUAGAGUGUACAGCAAUAACAAGACCGCUAGAUCGUCCAAAGUCUCUCUUCUUACCAUCUCAACCACUGGAUCUGGAGGCAGUAACAGUACAAUCACACAGGAGUCAUAUGAUAGAUCACAUAGAACGAAGAAGAGACGGUCGCGAGACCAACGAAGUCGACGUCAAAAUGAUGAGGGUGUCGGUUCGGGUGAUGUUUUCGACUUCUUAGUCGACGACAAAUCCAAGUCACAAGAGUCGUUAUCGGAGAUGAAGGACGGAAAAUCUCCUGCACCGAUCGAGGGUAACGAUAGCGAUAGUAUCCAAGACGAGGCUGUGUCAAAUAAUCCUGGAAUUGUCGUCCAUCUAGAUGAAGCUGAAGCCGAGACUGAACCAGAACCUGAAGGAUAUUACCGAAGUAUGUCAGAUUCGGGCAUUUCGAUGGGGUCAUGCUCCUCGAUCACCGGCCUGACUCCUCACCUCCCUGUUCUUCACGAAGAGUUACCGAGUCGACAUCAAUCUGAACCCUUGCAAGGAAAUGAAAUAGCCAUGAUAGAUCCUCGUUGGACAUGGUCAACUUCAUCGCCCCAACCAUAUCCUGACGGAUUCAUUCCACCACCAUGUCCACCACCUCCUCCUGCAGUCGUGUAUGAUGUGCCUAUGUAUCAGCCAUAUCCAUAUCCGCCAUAUACACCUCCCUAUGCCACACCUCCACGGGUCACGGAAGACGAAAAACGAGGACCAUACAUAAAUAUACGUGAGCCAGCUGGGCAGGUCUCCAAGCCGACUUGCUUCAGAUCAUUUAGCAAAUUGUCGACACGUUUGUUGUUGCAGAUGCAGGAUGACAUUGCCGACCUCGAGGAAGAACUCAGAGAUCUUGAUACCGAGGUCGAUACUACUGAGCAAUCCUUCGACCACGAUUCAUCAUCAUCGUCGUCACAAGAUCAAAGGCGAGAAAAGAAGAACCGAGAGACCGAAAUCUAUCAAGAACUUCAUGCUCAGCUCGACCAGUAUUAUCAUGCUCUCGAAAUGAUGCAGAAAGUCGAAGAUAUAUCCAAACCCGCAGUCACCUCCGAUCUCACAAAAUACUACCAAUGGCUCGAGGAUAGGAUAACAGACAGCUCGAACACACGUCGUCUUGUUGGCAACGAUCUCAGAAAAUUCUCGACAUUAAAGGAGCGUGAGGUUCAAUCUACCCAAUGCAUCCAACCAUAUUCUCUUGCAUACACGGCACUCGUUAAUGCCGUCAUACCACUCAUAAUUUUCAAAGGCAUAAAGGGAGUACUCAAUCGUCUAAUAGUGCUGUUAUUGUUUGUUGUUGUCGGUGCAGUUGUGCAAGAACGUAUGCACAAAAAGUUUGGAAGGGAAGAGCUGAAGCAACAACAAUGUAACGUUUCGGCGUCAAGGUUUAUCGACUGCACGACUGCAUGGCUGGGGCUAAGACUGUCUAUGUUAGACUACUGGUGGUUGCUCGUGGUCAAAGAAGAGCAAAUCAUGGGAUACCAAUAG